Molecule: messenger RNA, 1409 nt
Organism: Pteropus alecto (black flying fox)
Lineage: Eukaryota; Metazoa; Chordata; Mammalia; Chiroptera; Pteropodidae
Gene: MNAT1
Product: MNAT1, CDK activating kinase assembly factor
Exons: 8
Coding region: 143-1072 (309 amino acids)
Biological process (GO): regulation of transcription by RNA polymerase II; nucleotide-excision repair; positive regulation of cyclin-dependent protein serine/threonine kinase activity
Cellular component (GO): transcription factor TFIIH holo complex
Molecular function (GO): cyclin-dependent protein serine/threonine kinase activator activity
Source: RefSeq, a predicted model, not a curated record
CGGAGCUCGUUCGUAAAGGGACCGUCUCAGCCAAGUGCCUGUUGGUAGAAACCUGCUUGGCGUCGGGUCUGGAGGGGCUUGGAGGUGACUGUGGCCGUGGCUGGAGCAGACGUCGGGUAGAGUUCUUACGAAGGAAGGCGCCAUGGACGAUCAGGGCUGCCCCCGGUGUAAAACCACCAAAUACCGGAACCCCUCCUUGAAGCUGAUGGUGAAUGUCUGCGGACACACUCUGUGUGAAAGUUGUGUGGAUUUACUGUUUGUGAGAGGAGCUGGAAACUGUCCUGAGUGUGGCACUCCUCUUAGAAAGAGCAACUUUAGGGUACAACUCUUUGAAGAUCCUACUGUUGACAAGGAGGUUGAGAUUCGGAAAAAAGUGCUAAAGAUAUAUAAUAAAAGAGAAGAAGACUUUCCUAGUCUAAGAGAAUAUAAUGAUUUCCUAGAAGAAGUGGAAGAAAUUGUUUUCAACUUGACCAACAAUGUGGAUUUGGACAACACCAAAAAGAAAAUGGAGAUAUACCAAAAGGAAAACAAAGAUGUCAUUCAGAAAAAUAAAUUAAAGCUGACCCGAGAACAGGAGGAAUUGGAAGAAGCUUUAGAGGUAGAACGGCAGGAAAAUGAACAAAGAAGACUAUUGAUACAAAAAGAAGAACAGCAGCAGCAGAUUCUAAAAAGGAAGAAUAAGCAGGCUCUUUUAGAUGAACUGGAGAGUUCUGAUCUCCCUGUUGCUCUGCUUUUGGCUCAGCAUAAAGAUAGAUCUACGCAGUUGGAAAUGCAACUUGAGAAACCCAAACCUAUAAAACCAGUGACAUUUUCCACAGGCAUCAAAAUGGGUCAACAUAUUUCAUUAGCACCUAUUCAAAAGCUUGAAGAAGCUCUCUAUGAGUAUCAGCCACUGCAAAUAGAGACAUGUGGACCACAAGUUCCUGACUUUGAGAUGCUAGGAAGACUUGGGUAUUUAAAUCAUGUCAGAGCUGCCUCACCACAGGACCUUGCUGGAGGCUAUACUUCUUCUCUGGCCUGUCACAGAGCACUACAGGAUGCAUUCAGUGGGCUCUUCUGGCAGGCCAGUUAACCUUUGCUUCUCCUUUAUAAGAUUUGGACCUUGGAGCCGAACUAGAGACUAGCAAAAGUAAAGCAGACUUGUAAAAUUAUAGUCAUAUGCAGCUGCACAACAAAAGCACCACCACUAGCAGCUGUGUUAAAGGAUUUAUAAAGAGAAAAUUUCAGAACUAAGCAGAGUAAUAUAGUGAGUAUUUGUGGAAAGAGAUUUAUUUUUUACUUAUAUUUUCCCGAGAGGAAUUGAAACUGGAAGCCUCAUCUGAUGGAAGAUAUGAAUAAUUUACCUGUGUAUAUUUGAGGCUGACAGACUUGUAAAAUCUUUUCAAAAAUAAAGCUAGACUUUAUAUUAA